This is a messenger RNA of Tricharina praecox, 1615 nucleotides long. RefSeq lists its product as uncharacterized. The transcript has a single exon. The coding region runs from base 135 to 1208 and encodes 357 amino acids. The record is from RefSeq and is a predicted model, not a curated record. NCBI's taxonomy places the organism in Eukaryota, Fungi, Ascomycota, Pezizomycetes, Pezizales, Pyronemataceae.
CACACCCCCACCUCCUGAACCUCACAACGCCCACCAGACAUCACCGAUCCCCACCGCUACUCCACCGCUACUCCUCCAUCUUGGUCGAGCAGUAUAAUCCACACGCAGUCUUCACACCUAAUUGAUCGCUACAUAUGUGCUUUGGCCGAAAAUCGCGCGGAGGCGACUCGGCAGUCGGGACACGCUCCGUGCCCGGCAACGGAUCUCCACCGCCCUAUUCCGGGCCUCACGAUGCCCCGGUCGCCACACGCGCCUCAAUGCCUCCAGCUAUGGACGACGGCAAAGCGGAUCCCUUCAGCUCCAACCCCACCCCUUUCCAACCCUCAUAUUAUCCGCAGCCCGCAUACAAUCAACAGCCUCAGUACAAUCAACAGCCUCAGUACAAUCAACAGCCUCCGUACAAUCAACAGUCACCCUACAAUUCACAGCCUCCGUACAAUCCACAGCCGGGGUACGGACCACAGCCGCCAUACAACUCACAACCCCCAUACAAUGUACAGCCCUACGGCAAUCCCCAGCAGAUUACCGAAAUCCUCCCGCCGAUCCGCUCGCACCCGCCGGUCGAUGCAUACAGCGCACUGCGGCGCUUCGACACUGUCUUCCUGAUCGACGACUCCGGGUCGAUGCACGGCAAGAACUGGUCGCAGACGGCGUCUGCGCUCGCGUCGAUAGUGCCGAUCUGCACGGAAUACGACUCUGACGGGGUUGACAUCCACUUUCUGAACUCGUCAGCGUCGCAGCAGCACGUGCGCAACGCGGAGGAGGUAUUCAACCUGUUCGCGCGGGUGUCGCCGCACGGCUCCACCCCUACCGGAAAGCGCCUCGGCGCUCUGCUGGCCUCGUACAUGCACGCCUUCCGCAAUAACCCUAACAUCAAGCCCAUGAAUAUCAUCUGCAUCACCGAUGGUGAGCCCACCGAUCCCACGAGCCUCGAGAGGAAUAUCGUCAACGUUGCCCGCGAGCUGGAUCAGAUGCACGCAAAGGAAAGACAGGUCGGCGUCCAGUUCUUUCAGGUCGGCGAUGAUCAUGCCGCCACUCAGGCUCUCGAGGAGCUGGAUAAUUGCUUGGUCGAGGAACACGGGGUUCGGGACAUGGUCGAUACCAUAUCUUGGAAAGAUAUGAAUGGGGGGCUGACGGGCGAGGGAAUAUUGAAAGCGGUUAUGGGCGCGGUGGAUGGGGGAUUAGAUCGGAAACGGAAGCUGCGUUGAGUUUUGCUGCUUGCAGUCUUUCAUUAGUCUGUAUCUGGGUGUAACCCAUGUCGCCGAGAUCUCAUUGGUAGCGCUGUUUGAAAUGGAUUAGAUGAGGGUGAGCGCGGGCCACAAUGUACGGGAAGUGCAUUUUAUCGCGGGAAGUAAGGCACUGGUUCCUGCUGCUAACGACGUCUUAGAAUGUUGUAACGUAGAUUAAUGGUGGAUUGAAUUGUGGCUGUACAUACAAGGGAAAAUUCCGGGCUGAAAUUAGUUACAUACAAGGGUUCGAGGUAUUCUGGAGAAGUUAUUGAAUGAUUUAUUGGAUGGGAAUGUCAAUUGUCGCUGUGCCACUUUCGGCGCCGGCGCGAACAGGUCCAUCGGAAUGAGGAGUGUAAAUUGUAAUAACCUCGAUAUAUGUAUAGAAU